CCCCCAUCAUGGUUUCUUGUCACAUUCGUCGUACACAGCUGUCUUGGAAUGAUCUGGGGAACGUGGUAGUUUUAAGGCGUCUCGAAACAACAUAUGCAGUCGUUUUUGCAGCGUGGUGUUUAAUUUCCACGGAACGAAAGCCAUAUUGUUCCCCCUGAAGCUAAAGUUAAAGUGAGCACAACAUGGCAUAUCGCUUCCUCAAGAAUGCAGCGCUUCUUCAGAAGUACAGAACUCCGCUGCUCGUAACAAGCUGCGGUGGCGUCUUUGCAGCCAACAUGUUCUACCACGUCUUCCCUGACGCGUCGUACCGACAGCUCUACCAGGCCUGGUACAAAGGAGAGCCGGUCACCCUGUCUGACAAGCUAGAGGACCUUUUCCAGCAGGUGCUAAAGGACUACAGUGUCGACUCAUCCAAGAACUUCUCUGCCUUCGCUUCCUUUGGUUUCCACCCAGUCAGCGCUGGUGUCCCAUGGCUCCCUGCAGGGGCUCAAAUUGGCAUCCCGGCGAACUUUAAUAGUACGACUGCUGACCACGGUGGCAUCACGAACCGGACUAUUUUCAUCGAUGGUAAAACAGUGGAGUGGGACACUGAGAGGGGCACGGCUCUCAAGGAGUCACUGGUGUUCUCCCUCCAAGCACAGAAAUUCGCCAUAGCGCGGGAAGUGGCCCGUUUGCAGUCGGGCUCACCCAUUGUGAGUGCUGCAGUUGCCCCCUUGUGCCUGGCUGGGGUUUGGGUGUACAGCGUGGUCCUGAAGCAGGUGUUCAGCCUCCACGCCGGGCCCGCUUUGCUGCGUGGAGCCGUGAACCUUGUGGCGCUGGGGCUUGGCGCCGUGUCCUACUUCCUCACCUCGGACGCCGUCACCCAGUGGUCCGAUUACAGCUCGGACCGACGGGCCGCUCGGGUGUCCCGUGACUAUGCCAAGGGCGGGUUAGAGUUUUACGACAAGAUUCUGUCUAGAAACAAGACACUGCGCUCGCUCAUGGGACAGAAAGGAGAGGAGAUGUAUGCGCCCAGUGGGAACUUGUUUCCCGCCAACAUCCUUCAGCUGAAGCAUACACCGUACACCUCGAGGAGAGAGGGCAUCCUCAUUCUGAUGAAAAAGGACAAGAUAUAAAUUUAAUACUUCAUUGUGUUGGGAGCACACAUUUUCACAGUAAUGUACAGUUCAUAUACUGAAUAUUAUAAACGGUUAUGGAAAGCUGUUUGUGCAUUUAUUCGAUAUGCAUGAUAUCCAGCUUAAGGGCCAUGGAACUCGUACUUUCUUAAUUAUUAUUACUGUAGUAAUACAAUGACCGCUAGUAAAGCACACUCAUUCAACGAGAGUGCUGGACUGUUUUACUGGUAAGAAUACACGUCGUAAUCUUUCGUAAUCAUCGUGCAUUUUGUGUUUUGGAAGAAUCUGCAGUCGAUCCCAGUUCACCAAAGUGGGGGGUAGACAUACCAAUUUUUAACAUCUUAACCAAUUUUUGAAAACCUCUAAAAAAAAUAAUAGGACUAUGAGGGAGCGUAUUUUCAAUUACUUAAGUCCACUGUAUGUUUUUGUGUGUAUGACGUACAAAGCAAGGGCGCCAUACCUUAAUGGAAAAGCGGGCUAAUGCAAUAUAUUCUGU
Molecule: messenger RNA, 1611 nt
Organism: Phycodurus eques (leafy seadragon)
Lineage: Eukaryota; Metazoa; Chordata; Actinopteri; Syngnathiformes; Syngnathidae
Gene: tmem177
Product: transmembrane protein 177
Exons: 3
Coding region: 183-1115 (310 amino acids)
Source: RefSeq, a predicted model, not a curated record